ACUCAGGUUGCCUUUUUAUGUUAGGUUUUAAUUUUUCAAUCCAUAUACUAUGAGAUAAACACAAAAACAGAAGAAAUCAGGAUGAAUACAGACAAAUUCUAGGAGGAACUCAAUAUAUCAUGGAUUAACUGAUUAACUGAAUUGUUGAUGAUGAAUUGUGUGUUUGUUCUGCAGGAGUUUACAGUCUCACUGGAAAGAGUCCAGAUCUCAUCACAGCCGGAUCCACAGACUCCUUCUGGAGCUUUGAUUCAUGUGCCGCGUUACUUGGGCAACCUGCCCUUCAGAGUCUGGAAGAAGAUGCAGGACAUCAUCCAGAACACUCCUGUGAUUCUGGAUCCAAACACGGCUCAUCCACGUCUUCUCCUGUCUGAUGAUCUGAAAUGUGAAAUACAGUAAGAACCAACCUCUUCC
Molecule: messenger RNA, 411 nt
Organism: Cyprinus carpio (common carp)
Lineage: Eukaryota; Metazoa; Chordata; Actinopteri; Cypriniformes; Cyprinidae
Product: E3 ubiquitin-protein ligase TRIM35-like
Exons: 3
Coding region: 148-396 (82 amino acids)
Source: RefSeq, a predicted model, not a curated record